Messenger RNA from Heterocephalus glaber (naked mole-rat), 3639 nucleotides. RefSeq names its product potassium voltage-gated channel subfamily H member 3 (gene Kcnh3). Gene Ontology annotation, biological process: potassium ion transmembrane transport; regulation of membrane potential. Gene Ontology annotation, cellular component: plasma membrane. Lineage: Eukaryota; Metazoa; Chordata; Mammalia; Rodentia; Bathyergidae. Gene Ontology annotation, molecular function: voltage-gated potassium channel activity. The record is from RefSeq and is a predicted model, not a curated record.
GCGGCCGAAUCGGGCGCCCUCCCCCGGCGCUGAGUCCCCGCGCCCCGGAGGGAUGGGGCGGGCGGCCCCGGCCGCCUAAGAUGCCGGCCAUGCGGGGGCUCCUGGCGCCGCAGAACACCUUCCUGGACACCAUCGCCACGCGCUUCGACGGCACGCAUAGUAACUUUGUGCUGGGCAACGCCCAGGUGGCAGGGCUCUUCCCUGUGGUCUACUGCUCUGAUGGCUUCUGUGACCUCACGGGCUUCUCCCGGGCUGAGGUCAUGCAGCGGGGCUGUGCCUGCUCCUUCCUCUAUGGGCCAGACACCAGUGAGCUCGUCCGACAACAGAUCCGCAAGGCCCUGGACGAGCACAAGGAGUUCAAGGCUGAACUGAUUCUGUACCGGAAGAGCGGGCUCCCGUUCUGGUGUCUCCUGGAUGUGAUACCCAUAAAGAAUGAGAAAGGGGAGGUGGCCCUCUUCCUGGUCUCUCACAAGGACAUCAGUGACACCAAGACUCGAGGGGGUCCCGACAACUGGAAGGAGAGAGGUGGUGGCCGGCGCCGAUAUGGCCGGGCAGGAUCCAAAGGCUUUAAUGCCAACCGGCGGCGGAGCCGGGCUGUGCUCUACCACCUGUCCGGGCACUUGCAGAAGCAGCCCAAGGGCAAGCACAAACUCAAUAAGGGGGUGUUUGGAGAGAAGCCAAAUUUGCCUGAGUAUAAAGUUGCUGCUAUCCGGAAGUCACCCUUCAUCCUGCUGCACUGUGGGGCACUGAGAGCCACCUGGGAUGGCUUCAUCCUGCUCGCCACACUCUACGUGGCUGUCACUGUGCCCUACAGUGUGUGUGUGAGCACAGCCCGGGAGCCCAGCGCUGCCCGUGGCCCCCCCAGCGUCUGUGACCUGGCCGUGGAGGUCCUCUUCAUCCUCGAUAUUGUCCUGAAUUUCCGCACCACAUUCGUGUCCAAAUCGGGCCAGGUGGUGUUUGCCCCAAAGUCCAUUUGCCUCCACUAUGUCACCACCUGGUUCCUGCUGGAUGUCAUUGCAGCGCUGCCCUUUGACCUGCUACAUGCCUUCAAGGUCAACGUGUACUUCGGGGCCCACCUGCUGAAAACUGUGCGGCUCCUGCGUCUGCUACGCCUGCUGCCGCGGCUGGACCGGUACUCACAGUACAGCGCUGUGGUGCUGACCCUGCUCAUGGCUGUGUUUGCCCUGCUUGCCCACUGGGUGGCCUGCAUCUGGUUCUACAUUGGCCAGCGGGAGAUCGAGAGCAGCGAAUCGGAGUUGCCUGAGAUUGGGUGGCUGCAGGAGCUGGCCCGCCGACUGGAGACGCCCUACUACCUGGUGAGCCGGAGCCCAGCUGAAGGGAACAGCUCUGGCCAGAGUGACAACUGCAGCAGCAGCGGCGAGGCCAACAAAACAGGGCUAGAGCUCCUGGGUGGCCCGUCACUGCGCAGUGCCUACAUCACCUCCCUCUACUUUGCACUCAGCAGCCUCACCAGUGUGGGCUUUGGCAAUGUGUCUGCCAACACGGACACUGAGAAGAUCUUUUCCAUCUGCACCAUGCUCAUUGGUGCCCUGAUGCAUGCGGUGGUGUUUGGGAAUGUGACAGCCAUCAUCCAGCGCAUGUACGCCCGCCGCUUCCUGUAUCACAGCCGUACUCGAGACCUUCGUGACUACAUCCGCAUCCAUCGCAUCCCCAAGCCCCUGAAGCAGCGCAUGCUCGAGUACUUCCAGGCCACCUGGGCAGUGAACAACGGCAUCGACACCACUGAGCUGCUUCAGAGCCUCCCAGAUGAGCUUCGUGCAGACAUAGCCAUGCACCUGCACAAGGAGGUCCUGCAGCUCCCACUGUUUGAGGCAGCAAGCCGUGGCUGCCUGCGAGCGCUGUCCCUAGCUCUGCGGCCGGCCUUCUGCACGCCCGGCGAGUACCUCAUCCACCAAGGCGAUGCUCUCCAGGCCCUCUACUUUGUCUGCUCUGGCUCCAUGGAAGUACUCAAGGGUGGCACUGUGCUCGCCAUCCUGGGGAAGGGUGAUCUGAUUGGCUGCGAGCUUCCCCGACGGGAGCAGGUGGUAAAGGCCAAUGCCGAUGUGAAAGGGCUGACUUACUGCGUCCUACAGUGUCUGCAGCUGGCCGGCCUGCAUGAGAGCCUUGCACUGUACCCCGAAUUUGCCCCUCGCUUCAGCCGUGGCCUGCGAGGGGAGCUCAGUUACAAUCUGGGUGCUGGGGGUUGCCCUGCGGAGGUAGACACCAGCUCCCUGAGUGGUGACAACACUCUCAUGUCCACACUGGAGGAAAAGGAGACGGAUGGGGAGCAGGGCACCACAGCCUCACCAGCCCCAGCAGAUGAGCCCUCCAGCCCCCUCCUGUCCCCUGGCUGCACCUCUUCAUCUUCAGCUGCCAAGCUACUAUCCCCACGUCGAACUGCGCCCCGGUCACGUCUAGGUAGCCGAGGGCGUCCAACCAGGGCAGGGGCUUUGAAGCCUGAGGCUGGCUCUUCUGCUCACCCACGGACACUAGAGGAGCUGCGGCUGCCCCCCAUGUCAUGGAAUGCGCCCCUGGAUCUGAGCCCCAGGGUCGUAGAUGGCAUUGAGGAUGGCUGUGGCUCUGACCAGCCCAAGUUCUCUUUCCGGGUAGGCCAGUCUGGCCCAGAAUGUAGCAGCAGUCCUUCCCCUGGACCAGCCUCAGCUGAUAACCUUAUCCUGUCCACAGAGAGUGGCCUACUCACCGUCCCCCUUGGGCCCAGCGAGGCAAGGAACACAGACACACUGGACAAGCUUCGGCAGGCGGUGAUGGAGCUGUCUGAGCAGGUGCUGCAGAUGCGGGAGGGACUGCAGUCUCUGCGCCAGGCUGUGCACCUCGUCCUGGCACCCCAAGGAGAGGGCCUAUACCCUCGAGCAUCAGGAGAGGGGCCCUGCCGUACCAGCACCUCAGGGCUCCUACAGCCUCUGCGUGUGGACACUGAGGCGUCCUCCUACUGCCUACAGCCCCCAGCCGGCUCGGCCAUAAGUGGGACCUGGCCCCACCCUCGCCCAGGGCCCCCUCCACUCAUGGCACCCUGGCCCUGGGGGCCCCCAGCAUCUCAGAGUUCCCCCUGGCCCCAAGCAACAGCUUUAUGGACCUCCACCUCAGACUCAGAGCCCCCUGGCUCAGGAGAACUCUGCUCUGAGCCCAGCACCCCAGCCUCACCUCCUCCUGAGGAAGGGGCUAGGCCUGGGCCCCUGGAGACUGUGAGCCAGGCUGAGGCUACCAGCACUGGAGAGCCCCCACCAGGGUCAGGGGGCCAGGCCUUGCCCUGGGACCCCCAUAGCCUAGAGAUGGUGCUUAUUGGCUGCCACGGCCCUGGGACAGUCCAGUGGACCCAGGAAGAAGGCACAGGGGUCUGACUGCCAGCCCGAGCUCCAUGCUGCAGACACGCUGUCCUCUGCUCCUCUGGCCACCCUCAGGACUCCAUGCUGCCCACUGGCUCAGGACAGGGAGCCUGAGAACAAAGGCAGGGUUGGCUCAACUCUCACAGGUGGCCUGGAGCUUCAGACAGGCCCCAGGGCUAGGAAUCUACAGGUCCCUACUCCUGGGGCCCCUCCUCAGCGAGGCUGGGGUCAGAGGCCUGAGGACAAGGAGGGGUUCUGCCAUCCUUUGCAUGUGCCUGUCUCUACCUUUCCUUAC